Hansenula anomala is the source of this 1484-nucleotide messenger RNA. RefSeq names its product Sip5p (gene SIP5). Gene Ontology annotation, cellular component: cytoplasm. The transcript has a single exon. The record is from RefSeq and is a predicted model, not a curated record. The coding region runs from base 46 to 1329 and encodes 427 amino acids. Lineage: Eukaryota; Fungi; Ascomycota; Saccharomycetes; Phaffomycetales; Wickerhamomycetaceae.
AUCAACUCCCACAGUGUCUUAUAGUCUUAUAUUCCAUCCUUCACUAUGGGGAAUGUUCCUACAAAAGAAGAACGUGGAGGGUCGUCGUCGUCUUCGCGCAGAAGAGGAAGUUCAAUAACUUCAACAAUAAAUAGUCAUCACAACGGAUCACAAACAUUCCAGGCUCAAAAGCUAAAGCUUUCAAAGAGAAGUUCAACAAAAGAGAAAGAGAAGUUCAAAGAAGCCCAUGCAGCGGGUUUGGUGGUGAAGUAUGACGAGAAUGUUGAUGGCGGAUUUUUGGCCCCUUAUGGUACUUAUAAUUUGAAUCUGGAUUACAAAAUCAGUGUUGUUAAAGAAGCUAUCAUUGAAAGAAAGUUGGCCCCAUUUUUCACACCAUUACAAGAUCAUGAUGAAGAUUGGUCUGAUGAGGAAUUGUUGAAAGUUGUGAAUAAUUUGAAAUUACAUGCACAUCCUUCAGAAGCUGAUGAUGAAGAUGAAGAUUUGAAUUAUGAAUAUGAUGAUAUUGAUGAAAGCACAUUAAGUAAAAAAGAUUUGAAAAAGCAUUUGGUAAAGAAAUUCAAUAAGGAAUUGAAAUUGAAAAGAUUAAAAUGGCAAGAAGAUGAGGAAGUUAGAUAUAGACAGGAAAGAUCCACUUCAAAACAAACUGCUUCUAAAGAUUUAAAGCUAUUACUCUAUAAGAAUGUUAUGGAAUGUCCAAUUUGUUUCUUAUACUAUCCAAAAUAUUUGAAUUAUUCAAGAUGCUGUGUUCAGCCAAUUUGCUCUGAAUGCUUUGUUCAAAUUAAAAGGUUGGACCCACAUUUCCCUCAUGAUCACGAUGAUGACGUCGAAACAAAAGCUAAAAAUGAUCCAAAUCUAUUGAUAUCUGAACCUGCAAGCUGUCCAUAUUGUGCUACCCCUAAUUUCGGAGUUACGUAUAACCCACCAACUACUUUUAGAACUGGAAUUUCAGGACAUUGUUUAGCUGGAUCUUUCAAGUUGCCAUCCACGGAGAAUGUUAUUGUUGAAGGUGAAGAAUCUACCAGUUUUGAUAUUGAUGACAAUUAUUUCAAAAAACCAAAUGGGCAAAGAACUCGUCGUGGAUCAUUACCAGCUAAUAACCCAUCUGUUUUGACUACAGAUUAUAUUAGACCAGAUUGGGAGCAAAAAUUGAAUUCAGCUAGAGCAAAACUGGCAAGAAGAGCAGCUACAGCAAGUGCUAUCCACGCAAGUAAUUUGAUAAUUCAGGAAAACCAACAAGAUGCAGAACAAAGAAUGAUUGAAGAAGCUGUGAGACUCAGCCUCAUGGAAGAAGAGGCUAGAAAGAGAAGAGCAUCAUCAAGUCGGCGUUGAAUUGUAGUGGAUGACACUAAAAAGGGUCCACAAUCGUUAUUUGUUCCACUGUAUCUUGAUUUUACUUUGCCAUGUUUUAUGAUCCGUUACGUAUAAUACAUCUAUACACAUACAAUUUUGGAACCUUUUCGUCGUAUAAUCAGCCUGUAUCAACU